GUCGGGUUUCGAAUCCCAGAGCCGACCCUCACCCCCGGCCGGAGCGGCUGAGCCGCCGGCCAGCCUUUGCCCCUCGCAUCAAUCAUUAACGGGUCGGCCUGGGCUGCGGAGGCCCGAGAAGGGGGAUGGAGCAGCUACGAGGAGGCUCGGGUCUGGUCUUGAACCUGCAGCGACGCCCCCGGAGCAGGCACAAAGGCCCCGACGGCGACCGGCCGGGGCUGCCUAGCGCGCGGGAGCCGGCGCCAGAGAUCGCCUGCGUGCGCCCUAGUGGAGCCCCGAGCACCAUGCCGCGGCGCCUGCAGCCCCGGGUCACGGGCACAAAGGGCCCUCCCGCCACGGCUGCCGCAGCUUCGGGGGCCAACCGGCAUUCUCUUCCCGCAGCCUCCGGGGACCUCCCAGCGUCUGCCAAGCAGUUACUGCGUUGGGACGAGGUCCCCGACGACUUCGUGGAGUGCUUCAUCCUGUCGGGCUACCGGCGCCUGCCAUGCACGGCGCAGGAGUGUCUGGCCUCGGUGCUGAAGCCUACCAAUGAGACGCUCAACUUCUGGACGCACUUCAUCCCGCUGCUGCUGUUCUUGAGCAAGUUCUGUCGCCUAUUCUUCCUGAGCGGCCGCGAUGUACCCUUCCACCACCCGUGGCUGCUGCCCCUGUGGUGCUAUGCGUCGGGUGUUCUGCUGACCUUCGCCAUGAGCUGCACGGCGCACGUGUUCAGCUGCCUGUCGCUGCGCCUGCGCGCCGCCUUCUUCUACCUGGACUACGCAUCCAUCAGCUACUAUGGUUUCGGCAGCACAGUGGCCUACUACUACUAUCUGCUGCCMGGCCUGAGCUUGCUGGACGCCAGAGUCAUGACCCCGUAUGUACAGCAGCGCCUCGGCUGGCACGUGGACUGCACACGCCUCAUUGCCGUCUAUCGUGCGCUGGUGCUGCCGGUGGCCUUCGUGCUGGCUGUGGCAUGCACGGUGGCCUGCUGCAAAAGCCGCACCGACUGGUGCGCCUAUCCGUUYGCCUUGCGCACCUUCGUCUUCAUCAUGCCGCUCAGCAUGGCCUGCCCCAUUAUGCUGGAGAGCUGGCUCUUCGACUUGCGUGGCGAGAACCCAACGCUCUUCGUGCACUUCUACCGUCGCUACUUCUGGCUGGUGGUGGCCGCCUUCUUCAACGUGAGCAAGAUCCCCGAGCGCAUCCAGCCAGGCCUCUUCGACAUCAUCGGCCACAGCCACCAGCUCUUCCACAUCUUCACCUUCCUCAGUAUCUAUGACCAGGUGUACUACGUGGAGGAGGGCCUGCGCCAGUUCCUCCAGGCCCCACCUGCUGCGCCCACCUUCUCGGGCACCGUUGGCUACAUGCUGCUGUUGGUGGUUUGCUUAGGGUUGGUCAUCAGGAAGUUCCUAAACAACCCCGAAUUCUACAGUAAAAAGUGAGCCUCCGCCAUGGAGGAGGCUACUGGUUUGCCCGCCUGUUUGUUUGGAAUUUAUGUUGUUGCUGUUGUUGGUUUGUUUUCAAGUUUUCUUGUGUUUCCUUCUUUGCUCAAGGAGGGUGCUGCAAAACCACAAGGGAAAGGUCCACUGCUGCUAGGGGAUCCUAGCCCACUUGGGGCUGAGGAAGAGAAAGAGAGAGGGAUCAAAUAGGAGGCAGAGGGCCACAAUAGUUCUUGCCCUUGGAAAAAAAAGUCAGGUGGUGUCUUUGACAUCUGGAGAUUUUGCAAACACAGAGAAUAAAAUCCCAAAUAAAACCCCAGUUUGCUUUUCCAGUUGUCUUCUGUGUCAGUGGUGAUAACAAGAAGCCCUUGUGAGGUCAGGUAUGCAAUAAGGAGGAUAAAUAGACAGAAUCCCUGGGUACUUCCAUUUUAGUCUGAGGAAUGCUUGGAUUUGUCAAAGAAUGGAGCUUUGUAGGAAACGGGCACAAAGACACAAACCCAGGGCUUAACCUGCUAGAAAAUGCAUGGAAUGUGAACACAAGUUAAUUAUUUGAAUACGUUUCUCAGAUGUUAUUUAAAUAAUAAUAUAUAUGAUGAUUUUGCAUAAUUUAUCAAAGCCUGUGAUAUGCACUGAAUUUUCUUUGUCACAUAGUUUUGAAUUUUGUAGCCUUUUGCAUUGCACACUUGAACUGGACAUCAGGGCAAGCUGGUUGAGAGUACUYGAUUACUUUUUUAAACAGUAUUUUCUGAAGGCCUAGGAGUGUCAAGAUACAACUGUGAAUGACUACCUUAGGGACUCUGGUUAGACUAUUGGUGAGGCGCUCAAGUGGUUUGUAGAGAUCCCAGAUUCCUAUUUACUUUAAUGUAUUCCACAAAACCCAUCCUGGCUUUUUUGUUUUGUUUGUUUUGUUUUUAAUCUUCUUCUUUUSUUCUCUAUUUGUUUAAAUUGCCACUGGAAUAAAUGUGCCUUUUAAAGCAAUGCCCAAA
Messenger RNA from Urocitellus parryii (Arctic ground squirrel), 2401 nucleotides. RefSeq names its product progestin and adipoQ receptor family member 9 (gene Paqr9). Gene Ontology annotation, molecular function: signaling receptor activity. The record is from RefSeq and is a predicted model, not a curated record. Gene Ontology annotation, cellular component: membrane. NCBI's taxonomy places the organism in Eukaryota, Metazoa, Chordata, Mammalia, Rodentia, Sciuridae.